GAUACCAGCAACAAAAGACAAGGCUGAGAACCUCGAUCGUGAAAGAUAUGACUUUAUAGUACAUGGAUUAUACCCCUCCAUCCAAAAAUGGCCGAAACUAUGCUGGAAGAUUCUACCGACCCCUGGAAAUACGUUAUCCUUCUGAGUAAAUUUGUGCUUCUCUUCGUUGAUGGCGGGAUCGCCAAGUCUUUUGGAGUCCUCAUCCCCGAUAUCGUCGUCCGGUACGACAGUGACUUCGGGACCGUUGCCUUAGUUUUGAGUCUACCCAGCACGAUGAUGUGCUUUACCGCUCCCAUUGCCAUACUCUUGGUGAAAGUGAUGACGCCGCGGACAAUGGGGAUGAUUGGCGGACUGUUAAGUGCAGUGCCCAUUAUCUGUGCUCCUUUGGCCCAAUCAAUCUACAUCCUCGGGAUGAUGUUGGCUGUAACAGGUUUCGGCAUGGCUCUUACGUUUUUCCCGAUAUUGGUGUACAUCAACGACUACUUCGCUAAGUCGUUCAUCUUCUCAAACACCCUGACCCUCUUCGGGACGACGUGCGGCGCUUUUCUGGUCCCUGUCAUCACAGAGAGGUCUUUUGAAGCCUAUGGAUACAACGGUGUAUUUCUCAUCCUGGGCGGCAUUGCUCUCCACGCCGUGGUUUGCGGUGCUGUCAUCAGACCACCUAGGGAUAUGAACAGAGACAACGUGAGACCCUCCGCCGAAGGAGAAGGAGAAUCAUUGAUAGUAGUCCAACCAGCUGAGCCAACCGAGAUUGAUGUACUAGCUGUAGGUGAGACUUCAACAGCCUUGCCAGAAUUGAACGAGCAAGACUCGAAGUCCAAGAAUGAUACAAUGGCGAGGGCGUCAAGCAGCACAAGUUGGCGGUGCUCAUGUGAUUCAUUUACGGCAACACUGACAUCAUUCAUUUUCUUCCAGGAACCAUAUUACACCCUCAUCGCUCCGGCCAUAUUCUUACUACGUUUUGUGAUGAACGCUUGGAUGCUGUUUCUCGUACCUCACGCAGAAGAAGCGGGAAUUGAACGAUCCAAUGCAGUCUUUCUCUCCACUAUAGCCGGCAUCAGCGGUAUAUUCGGCCGCAUAUUGUACCUAGUCCUCCUACACUUUAAAUGUGACAAUACCAUUAUCUUCUGUUUCACUUGCACAAUCAGUGCAAUCUCGUGUUUUAUUGACUCUGUCAGUUCCACCUACAUUUUCCUAGCAGCAAUGGCACUCAUCCAAGGUACCACCUUCUUCAUUUUAGACUGUCUUCCACACGCGAUGAUGAAGCUAUCUGUUCGAAACGAAGCGAACAUUCCUAGAGCCAUGUCAACAACUCUAUUACUAGUCGGGAUAGCUGUAAUAACAGGAGACGCUUUAUCGGGUUAUAUCUAUGACGUCACAUCGUCGUUUGGCACGGUAUUUGUAGUGUACGGUGCGCUUCUCGUCCUCAUCACGGUCAAUCUGGUGAUCUUUAAGCUGAAUUUUCGACGCUGGUCUCGUGAGUAAAAAUAACUGCCAAACAAUAUGAUGACGUUCCAUUUCGAAAUAUCAGACAUCACUCAGGAAUGGAAUCAUCAGUGGUGGUAUUCAGUGUGAACGCAUUGCGCAGUUAAUUAAUGAAUCAAUCCUGCCAGGUAGCCAUUUAUUACACCUGGGUCUAAAAAGGCAUCUAUAAAUAAAAUACCUUUUAUAAAGACGAUUGCACCAAGCAGUCCUGGCACCAAGCAAGGACUCAAACCCGCACUCUUUCAGCUGAAACUAACUGAACAUAUCUCAGUACAACAAUGCUUCUACAUGUAUAUGCUACAUGUAUAUAUACCUUCAUUAGACACUCUGAUAAAUUGAAAUUUCUAGUUAAACUAUGGUCAUUAUAUUUUAGAAUGACGAACACGACGAACGUACAUGUAUUUCAUUUCUUAAAUUAUUGUACAUUUUUAGUUGAUUUUCUUCUUGGACUAAAUAAAAGAAAAUCCAUGUUAUAUUCCCAUGUAUGUGGAGUUGGUACCUGAUUUUAUGUUACGUGAACGACAAUCUAAAAUUCAUUUUCGUUUUUUUAUAAGGAGAAUAAAGCCUUAUUUUUGUCACUUUCAUUGUUUAGGAUCGCACGAUGAGUUUGGAUCCAAAAGUCGUUUGUUUCUCUCACUUUUAAACAAAAUUAUGUAGUGUACACCAUUUAAUGAUUAUGAUGUGCAAAUAAAGGGAACCGUUUUUUUCUAUCCUCUUUUUAAUCAUAGUUAUACACUAUAUUAAAAUGGAUUCGCUAUGUCACACAAAAAAGCAAUUAUAUUAUGAAAAUUAUGAUUGACAAUUACUGUGGAACGGUAUUGUAUUGAUAAAUAGAUUUUUUUAGAUGAAAAGCAAGAAAACCUUUAUUUAUGGACCUUAGCUAGCGUUCAUUGUAUUAAGUUAUCAAUUUGAUGAUCGUGGCUUAUGAUUUAAUCGACGAAGUAAACUUAAUGUCAGGGUUAUAUGUCAAAACCUUUUAACGAGCAGAGUAGAAGCAAUAUACAAGUUCGUAGUUAGCACAUGGUUUAGAUGACCCCAAAUAUCCACAGACUUUUAAACAUAGAUAAAUCCCACUUUGUGCCUUAUAGAAUAAUCACAGCUAAAGUAAUGGAGGUGAUUCUUCGUUUGCCCUCUUGAACGGAUUACUUUCACCUGUGUUCAAUAAGGGAGUUUACAGAUACAAUCUGCGCAUGGGCAGAUAAAGGUCAUUUGUACCAAAAAGGUAAAAAAAAAACCACAGAGUUGA
This is a messenger RNA of Strongylocentrotus purpuratus (purple sea urchin), 2731 nucleotides long. Its product is annotated as monocarboxylate transporter 12-B-like. The coding region runs from base 88 to 1485 and encodes 465 amino acids. The record is from RefSeq and is a predicted model, not a curated record. The transcript has 4 exons. Lineage: Eukaryota; Metazoa; Echinodermata; Echinoidea; Camarodonta; Strongylocentrotidae. Gene Ontology annotation, molecular function: monocarboxylic acid transmembrane transporter activity. Gene Ontology annotation, biological process: transmembrane transport.